AUGGCGUCCCCUCAGAUCGUCCAGUGCUUCGGCAAGAAGAAGAGCGCCACCGCUGUUGCGCAAUGCAAGGCUGGUAAGGGCCUCAUCAAGGUCAACGGCCGCCCCCUCUCGCUCGUUGAGCCCCAGAUCCUCCGAUUCAAGGUCUACGAGCCGCUCCUGAUCGUCGGCCUCGAUAAGUUCGCUAACGUCGACAUCCGCGUCCGCGUCACCGGUGGUGGUCACACCUCCCAGGUCUACGCCGUCCGUCAGGCCAUCGCCAAGGCCCUGAUCGCCUACUACCAGAAGUUCGUCGACGAGCACAGCAAGAACAUGCUCAAGUCCGCCUUCGCCCAGUUCGACCGCACCCUCCUCGUUGCCGACAACCGUCGCUGCGAGCCCAAGAAGUUCGGCGGUCCGGGCGCCAGAGCCAGAUACCAGAAGUCUUACCGUUAA
Messenger RNA from Thyridium curvatum, 432 nucleotides. RefSeq lists its product as uncharacterized. The transcript has 3 exons. Gene Ontology annotation, cellular component: ribosome; cytosolic small ribosomal subunit. Gene Ontology annotation, molecular function: structural constituent of ribosome; RNA binding. The record is from RefSeq and is a predicted model, not a curated record. Gene Ontology annotation, biological process: maturation of SSU-rRNA from tricistronic rRNA transcript (SSU-rRNA, 5.8S rRNA, LSU-rRNA); translation. Lineage: Eukaryota; Fungi; Ascomycota; Sordariomycetes; Thyridiales; Thyridiaceae. The coding region runs from base 1 to 432 and encodes 143 amino acids.